Molecule: messenger RNA, 582 nt
Organism: Paralichthys olivaceus (Japanese flounder)
Lineage: Eukaryota; Metazoa; Chordata; Actinopteri; Pleuronectiformes; Paralichthyidae
Gene: snrpe
Product: small nuclear ribonucleoprotein polypeptide E
Biological process (GO): mRNA splicing, via spliceosome; spliceosomal snRNP assembly
Cellular component (GO): pICln-Sm protein complex; U1 snRNP; precatalytic spliceosome
Molecular function (GO): RNA binding
Source: RefSeq, a predicted model, not a curated record
CUAUUGACGUCAUGAUACUUUUUAGUGGCACAGGCAUUACACGCGGAAGGAAACGCGCCAUUGAAGCGAAUUCUCAACGUGAGUGUUUCGUUGAAGUACGUUUUUCUGAAAACGGUGCUAAUUGUUUCUUUUUCUUCCCUCCGCUGGUAUUUUUGUGGCGACAUGGCGUACAGAGGACAGGGACAGAAGGUCCAGAAGGUGAUGGUGCAGCCCAUCAACCUUAUUUUCAGGUAUCUACAAAAUCGCUCACGGAUCCAGGUCUGGUUGUAUGAACAGGUGAACAUGAGGAUAGAGGGCUGUAUUAUUGGUUUUGACGAGUACAUGAACCUGGUUCUAGAUGAUUCUGAGGAAGUCCACAUGAAGACUAAGAACAGAAAGCCACUGGGGAGGAUCAUGUUGAAAGGAGACAACAUUACCCUGCUGCAGAGUGUGUCCACCUAGGAUAAUGCAAUCACCUACAAUCCUAACUUUUUCCGGAAGAAAUGUUUUUCCUAAUUUUUUUUUUCUGUAAAAGAUUGAGUGCAUUUCUGUUAAUGUAACUUCAUGGAUCCAUUUUGAGAAUAAAGUUUGUUUUUCUUACUA